AUGGUGGCCGGAGGUGGAGUGACGGCGGCGCGUGAGCGAAGAGAAGGCCGCGGCUUUAAGCUGCUUGUGGAGGAGAACAGCGGCGAGUUAGGGGCUGAGAUUGGAGGGUGGUGGUCGCCAGCCGAUGGGGAAGUGAAUGGGCUAGGCGGUGACGGAAAGUGCAAGGCAUUCAAGCCUAAGAGCAAGCAACAUGGGAGAUCUGCUGGAGUGGCAAAUAUUCUUAGGCCAAGAAAUGGAAAAUUAGCAAAAUGCCGCAGAGGCAAGUGUGCUAGCAAGGACAAGUCCAAGUUGAAGUGCUAUAACUGUGGAAACGUUGGACACUUUACUCGUGAGUGCACAAAGGCAAAGAAGGGGAAUGCUCUUCUAGCUUCUGACUACAUUUUGAAUCGUAUGUCUUCUAAGUCCGUUCCUUCAACCCCAUAUGAAUUAUGGAAUAAUGCAAAACUAAAUUUGGAACAUUUGCGUCAUUGGGGUUAUGCAGGUUAUGUUCACACCACUUCCCAUAAAUAUGGGAAACUUGGCCCUAGAGCAAAUAAGUAUAUCUUUAAAAGAUAUUCAGAGAGCUCAAAGGGCUAUGUAAUGUUUGGUAAACAUCCUACUGGAAGGAUGAUAGAAAUAGAGUCACGUGAUGUCACAUUUAUCGAGAGUGAUUUUUCCAAUAUUGGUGAAUCAAAGAAUGAUCUUAUACUUUUUGAGUUGCAAGAACUUGAGAGAGUUAGACCAUCUUUUGGUGAGGGUGGAGAAUUAUCACAUCCUAGAAUUGUAAAAGAUAAUGGGAGUGACUUGCCUCCUAGUUGGAGCAUACCACUAGAAAGUAACUCACAAGAGUCUCAGUUACGUAGAAGCAAACAGGAACCAUUCCUCGUCGUCAUUUUGAGAUUGAAGAGGAAUAUUUCAUGUGUGCUCAGUGUGACUUCGAUGAACCUUCUUCUUAUGAAGAAGCACUAA
Juglans regia (Persian walnut) is the source of this 948-nucleotide messenger RNA. RefSeq lists its product as uncharacterized. Lineage: Eukaryota; Viridiplantae; Streptophyta; Magnoliopsida; Fagales; Juglandaceae. Gene Ontology annotation, molecular function: nucleic acid binding; zinc ion binding. The record is from RefSeq and is a predicted model, not a curated record. The coding region runs from base 1 to 948 and encodes 315 amino acids. The transcript has 3 exons.